This is a messenger RNA of Acanthamoeba castellanii str. Neff, 1239 nucleotides long. Its product is annotated as RapGAP/RanGAP domain containing protein. The record is from RefSeq and is a predicted model, not a curated record. Gene Ontology annotation, molecular function: GTPase activator activity. Lineage: Eukaryota; Discosea; Longamoebia; Acanthamoebidae. Gene Ontology annotation, biological process: regulation of small GTPase mediated signal transduction. The coding region runs from base 1 to 1239 and encodes 412 amino acids. The transcript has 12 exons.
AUGGAACAGUGGAGAGUCGUUUGUGGAGAAGAAACGAAAUGGGACGACGCAAUUUGGGCUUCUCUCCGCCUCCGCCCCCGCGGCAUCCUCCUCUUCCUCUUCUUCCUCGUCUUCGUCUACAUCUUCGCCACUCGCCUCUUCCGCCUCGGCCUUCGUCGGCCCCAAGGGCUCGACCGCUCCAUUCUGGCACAGCUCGGCGCCGAGGAUCAGAUGUAUCAAAUCUCACAUUUCUACCGCCUGCACUACCUUGAGACUGCGCACAAGAACUUCCUGGUGCACGUACGCGGCGGUGGCAUGAUGAUCGUCUCCAUGUUCUACCACGACCAGUCGCACUACCAUCUCCUCGUCCGCUUCCAGGGAGGCACGGACUUUUACACGGUCGACAAGCAGCAGCUCUCCAAUUCCUUCUGGAAGCGCGUGCUCGGCAUCGAGCCGGGCCUGCAGGAUCUGCUGGGCAUCGCCAAGCCCGACGUGUCGGUCACCAGCGUGGUUGCUCUCCCCAACACAUCCUCACUACAGCGAGAGAUCAUCGCGCUGGACGAACCGGCUCCGCGUUCGGACGGGAUCCGAGUAGGCGUGGUCUACUGCGAGGCCCACCAGACGAACGAGAACGAAUUCUUUUCCAAUGUCGAAACGAGUCCCGAGUUUGAGCAGUUUCUGGAGCUGCUCGGGGAGAAGAUCGAACUGCUCGGCUGGAACGGCCACAACGGCGGCCUCGACAUUCAAAAGGGCCGAUCGGGCACGCAUUCGGUGUACACGCGAUGGCGGGAGGAGGAGAUCAUGUUCCACGUCUCCACGCUCCUGCCGCUCUACAAGAAGGACCCGCAGCAGCUCGAGCGUAAAAAACACAUCGGAAACGAUCGGGUGGUGAUCAUAUUCAAGGAUGGCGACAAACCCCACCCACCGGAUUCCAUCGCCUCCAAGACCAACCAGAUAAUGAUCCUGAUUCAGGUGUGUCCUGAAGCGGAGGCGCCAGACCGAAACAACACCUACUACAAGGUGUCAGUGGCGCGCAAGAAGACGAUGCCCAGGUUCGAGCCGCCCAUGCCCGACCCACCAAUUUUCUGCAAGGGCGAAGCCUUCCGUGAGUUUUUGUUCUCCAAAGUUUUGAGCGGGCUGGGGGCGACCCACUACUCGCGAGAGUUCACUGCCCUGCGCAAGCUCUACGCGGAGAGCUCCCUCAAGAAGUUUGCCCAGGCCCACGAGCAUCGCCACGCGGCCGAUUCCUCCUCCGUGUGA